GCCAGUAAAGAUUUCUUAAUGGGCUCUGCCUCCUUUCGUCCAUCUGCCUUGAUGAUAAACACACAGCUACUCAACAUUAGCCUCCGCUCACCAAAGCCCCUCAGCGUUUUACUUCUCUUUUUCCCCCCCGGCAAACCAUCAAAUUUCACACUUGUCCACAGGAAGGGGAGCUUCAGAGACCCGGGCCUGACACAUGGACUGAAUUAUCAGGUGUUUUUUUUGUUGUUCUUUUCCUUCAGAGUAAUGGAAAUGGAAAUGACAGGAGCCACACAGUGAGAACUGGGAGGACUUCUUUUGCGCCGGGACUUUCUCUGACGGUGGAAUACAACGUUUGGUUUUUCUGGUUUCUGUCAGAGCGCGUGGGGAGUGAACUCUCCGUUACUGUUUACAUGUGAAUGAUAGGAUCCAGCUGGUCACAGCCAAGUAAAUACCUCAGAGACAGUUGACAAUCUGGGAGGAGGAUGCCUUCCCUGCAUCAUGGAGCAAUCUUCGUCGGAGCCUUCCUCAUCGUGACGGGGGGGUCCACGGCUUUCUUGGCCUCGUACCAGAGCCGCCUGCAGGCUUUCUCGCUCUGCUGCGUGGUGCUGGGGGUGAUCAUGCUUCUCCUCGGGCUUUUCUGGGCUAUGAACAGCAAAAGGGAGCUAGACCCAGAGUGCCCCCAUUACUCAUACGACUACACCAACUACCCAAGCCAUGCCCUGUUCUCCCCCCAAGGGACCCACUUCCCAGAGUCCCAGUCAGUGUUUCUGCCCAGGACGAUGGAGCGCCACAGGCAUGGCCCUCGCGCUGAAGACUUUGACUACCCCCCCAUGGACUCCGGUGGUUUUAGUCCGACUCCUCACCCUCCGCCCUGGCUGGGGCCGCCACCGCCCUACGAGGUAGCCAUCAAGACCACGUGCAGCUCUACACACCUGCGGCGGGCCUACUCGGACACGCAUCUGGCCUCGGAGCCCCUGUUCGGACAGUCCAGAGAGAUCAGCUUUGAGGUGUGACGUCGGACGGUGGUGGUACCGCCCACCACACCACGCCAGUCACAAGGCUCGAAGCUGCCGCCAACAUUAUCCAUCAACCCGUGCAUGCUUCUGUCUCGGUUCCUGCAUGUUUUUUAACCGUUUCAGGAAGUUUUCAGCAUUUCCUGAAGGCACUUCCAGUUUAGGUUUAAGUUAUGACUAGUUGUGGAUUGACAUGAUGAAUUAUUUGGUCACCAGGCUCAGCCAGAACAGUUAUUUGUACUGCUGAGUCAAGCUAGGACAAUUAAAGCUCCAUUUGUCAGACGAAUCUGUGGUUGCGCA
Menidia menidia (Atlantic silverside) is the source of this 1292-nucleotide messenger RNA. The record is from the annotation of a GenBank genome assembly. NCBI's taxonomy places the organism in Eukaryota, Metazoa, Chordata, Actinopteri, Atheriniformes, Atherinopsidae.